Messenger RNA from Lycium ferocissimum, 1574 nucleotides. Its product is annotated as UDP-glucuronate 4-epimerase 1-like. NCBI's taxonomy places the organism in Eukaryota, Viridiplantae, Streptophyta, Magnoliopsida, Solanales, Solanaceae. The coding region runs from base 29 to 1309 and encodes 426 amino acids. The record is from RefSeq and is a predicted model, not a curated record. The transcript has a single exon.
AACAUUUUCUUGAUUCUCCGGUAACAAUAUGCCGUCAUUAGAAGAAGAAUUGUUUCCAUCAACACCAGGAAAAUUCAAGGACAGAAAUCGUCAUUUCCAUAGAUGUUUUGCAUCAACAAGUACAAUGUUCUUAUGGGCAUUGUUUUUAAUAGCAAUAACAGCUUCAUAUUUGUGUUUUCAAUCACUUAUGGAUAAUAAUAAUUCAACAGGCAACCGGUAUUUCACCAGUCAUCGUUGGGAGAAACAAGUCAUUACCUCAGCUCAAAUAAGACGGGCCCACGGCAUGUCAGUACUUGUUACCGGUGCAGCCGGUUUUGUUGGGUCCCACGUCUCGAUCGCCUUAAAAAAACGUGGCGAUGGAGUCGUAGGACUCGAUAAUUUCAACAAUUACUACGACGUAUCGUUGAAAAAAGCGAGAAAGAAUCAACUUAAUAAGAACGGGAUAUUCGUCGUCGAAGGUGAUAUAAAUGAAUCCAAACUAUUGGUAAAGCUUUUCGACAUUGCGAAGUUUACGCAUGUCAUGCAUCUAGCAGCUCAAGCCGGGGUUCGUUACGCAAUGGAAAACCCGAACUCUUAUAUUCAUAGUAAUAUCGCGGGUCUCGUUACGUUGCUCGAAGUAUCCAAAAAUGUGAACCCGCAACCCGCGAUUGUGUGGGCCAGCUCUAGUUCGGUUUACGGGUUAAAUGAGAAAGUUCCUUUUUCCGAAUCGGAUCGGACGGAUCAACCUGCUUCGUUGUACGCGGCGACGAAAAAAGCGGGCGAGGAAAUUACUCACACGUAUAAUCAUAUAUACGGGUUGUCGAUAACCGGGUUGAGGUUUUUCACCGUUUACGGACCGUGGGGUAGACCCGACAUGGCGUAUUUUAGUUUUACGAGGAAUAUAUUGCAAGGGAAACCGAUCACGAUCUAUCGGGGCAAGAAUAGGGUCGAUUUGGCCCGGGAUUUUACCUACAUUGAUGAUGUCGUGAAAGGGUGUAUCGGGUCACUUGAUACAUCCGGUAAGAGUACCGGAUCGGGUGGGAAGAAACGGGGCCCCGCUCCGUAUCGGAUUUUUAAUUUGGGUAAUACGUCGCCAGUUACGGUACCUAUGAUGGUUGGAAUGUUGGAGAAACAUUUGAAGAUUAAAGCGAAAAAGAAUUUUGUCGUUAUGCCCGGAAACGGUGACGUUCCGUUUACACAUGCGAAUAUAAGUUCGGCCCGAAAAGAAUUCGGGUAUAAGCCCACAACCGAUUUGCAAACCGGGUUGAAGAAAUUUGUUAGGUGGUAUCUCUCAUAUUAUGGCUACAAUCAAGGAAAGUCUGUAAAGUGAUAAUUACCUUUUGCUUUUUUUUUUUUCUUUUUUAAUUGUGGUUAUUUUAGAUUUUUUAUUUAUUUUUCUAUCACGAAGGAAAGAAAUUGGAGGAAGAAAAAAAGAAGGAAAAAAAAAGGUGAAUACCAAUUCUUUUUUUAAUUAUUGUUAUUAUUAUUGGGGAAAGAGGAGAGAAGAAGUAUUGAUAAACUCCCUUGCCCCCUCUGUUAGAGGAUCUUCUUGUUGUUUUCCUUGAAAAGGAUAAAAAAGUUUAUUCUUUGUCUCA